UAUCGGUUCGCGGGAACUUCUCCCUCAGCUGCGCGAUCCCGGGCGGGUCCGCGCACUGACGUCACGGGAUCCAGCGUGCACCCGCCUGAGCAGCAGCUGCUGAGCCUUCCUAGAGCCGAGUCUGCAGAGGACAGGAACGAGGAAGGUGCAAACAUGGCAACGGGGACAGAGGCAGAGACCAGGCAGAGGCUGCUGAAGACUGUCAAGAAGGAGGUAAAACAAAUCAUGGAAGAAGCUGUUACCAGAAAAUUUGUCCACGAAGACAGCAGCCAUAUCAUCUCUUUUUGUGCUGCAGUGGAAGCUUGUGUACUUCAUGGACUGAGGCGUAGGGCGUCUGGUUUCCUACGCAGCAACAAAAUCGCUGCCUUAUUUAUGAAAGUGGGAAAGAGCUUUCCUCUCGCAGAAGAUCUUUGCAGGAAGGUGCAAGACAUUGAACAACUAUUAGAGAGCAAGAGAAAUCAGAUGCAAGGUGUCCAGGACAUUGUGCGUAAGACACAGAGACUUCCCAAUCUAUCCCCUCAGGCUAUUAAGCAUCUAUGGAUACGUACAGCUCUCAUCGAAAAAGUCUUAGAUAAGAUUGUUCUGUACCUAGUGGAGAAUUGCAGCAAAUAUUAUGAAAAAGAAGCACUUUUAGUGGAUCCCGUGGAAGGACCCAUCCUUGCCUCUUUGCUCGUUGGUCCCUGUGCCUUGGAGUAUACAAAAAUGAAGACAGCAGAUCACUUCUGGACUGACCCAUCCGCAGAUGAGCUUGUUCAGAGACACCGAAUCCAUGGUUCCCACUGCCGGCAAGACUCUCCCACUAAGAGGCCUGCCCUGUGUGUGAGUCACCCAAUCCAGAAAAGGCACUCAAGUGGAAGUAUGGAUGACAGACCAUCAAUGUCAGCACGUGAUUAUGUUGAAUCAUUACAUCAAAAUUCAAGGGCAACUCUUCUUUAUGGCAAAAAUAAUGUUAUGGUUCAACCAAGAGAUGACAUGGAAGCUAUCCCAGGGUACUUGUCGCUUCAUCAGACUGCAGAUAUCAUGACCUUAAAAUGGACACCAAACCAACUUAUGAAUGGCUCAGUGGGAGAUUUAGAUUAUGAGAAAAGUGUUUACUGGGACUAUGCAAUGACUAUUCGUCUAGAAGAAAUAGUAUAUCUGCAUUGCCAUCAGCAAGUAGACAGCGGUGGCACUGUUGUUCUGGUCAGUCAGGAUGGAAUACAGAGACCUCCUCUCAGGUUUCCCCGUGGCGGACAUCUCCUUCAAUUUCUUUCAUGUUUAGAAAAUGGUCUACUCCCGCAUGGACAACUCGAUCCACCAUUGUGGUCCCAAAGAGGAAAGGGUAAAGUGUUUCCCAAGCUGAGAAAGAGAAGUCCUCAGGGGUCCUCAGAAUCCACCUCAGAUAAAGAAGAAGAUGAAGCAACGGACUAUGUGUUCAGAAUAAUCUACCCCGGGAGCCAGUCUGAGUUUGUGCCUCAGGAUUUUAUAGAUCCUCAGGGUGUCGGAUUACCCUCCAUGUGGCAACCCAGUACACGCAAAUCCUCCUGUUCCUCUUGCUCUCAGAGUGGGUCUUCAGAUGGAGGUCCAGCCAAUGGCUGCAAUCAUGAGAGAGCACCUCUUAAAAUGUUAUGUGACAAUAUGAAGUAUCAGAUUGUUUCAAGAGCCUUUUAUGGGUGGCUUGCCUACUGCAGACACCUGUCUACUGUGAGAACACAUUUAUCAGCUUUGGUAAAUCAUUCAAUUGUGUAUCCUGAUGUUCCGAGUAACGCCAGCUGUGGUCUAACAGUGGAUAUAUGGCAAACGUUUUUAAAAGACAGUACGAGUUAUGAAGAGCAGGAACUGUUACGUCUUAUUUAUUAUGGGGGAAUUCAGCACGAGAUCAGAAAGGAAGUUUGGCCUUUUCUCCUUGGACAUUAUCGGUUUGGGAUGAUGGAAGCAGAGAGAAGAGAGGUGGAUGAUCAAAUCCGCGCCUGCUACGAGCAAACCAUGGCAGAGUGGCUCGGGUGUGAGGCUAUUGUGCGUCAGAGGGAGAAGGAGUCUCAUGCAGCUGCUCUAUUGAAGUGCUCUUCUGGAGCCAGCUUAGACAUCCAGAUCCAGAGGAUGUUGCACAGAGACUCCACAGUCAGCAAUGAGUCUUCCCAAAGCUGCAGUUCUGACAGACAAGACCACGCACGCCUACAGAGUGAUUCCAGCACAAGUACACAGGUGUUUGAGUCGGUAGAAGAAGCAGAUCAAGCAGACACUAGAAGUGAGGACAAUAAACCGUCGAAGAUACCCAAUGGAACAGUACCUAAUGGGACAUGCUCUCCAGAUUCAGGACAUCCAUCCUCCAGGAACUUCUCUAUCACUUCUGGUUAUUCAGAACAUAGUUUCAGCACAGAUGACAAUGCCUCAAUGGAGACCAAUAAAAAUGCACUUUACCUGCACAUGAAACCAGGAACUACAAGUGGAAAGAAACAGAACAGCUUGGACAGUAUGUUGGAUAACAAAAAGAUGGAAGAGGAACUUAAAAUUCAGGAUAGCUUAGACACAGAAACAACAGCCAACGAAAGCUUGGAUGACUUUUUAUCAAUUACUGAAAGCACAGAGGACAUCUUGCUUGAUAAGGAGACUGCAGUGCUCUCUGUGGAAGCUUGGCCAGACAGUGAAGCUGAGAAGGAAAGUCUGGUUGGAAGUGAGGACAACUUGUCAGAGGAGCCAGAAAUGGAAAGUCUUUAUCCACCACACGAUUCAUUGAUUGUCAUUGAUGCAACUGUAUCUGAAGUAUCUCCUGUCUCUUCAACAGGAGUGACGUAUUCUCAAGAAGUUCUGGACCUGUAUACUAUCAACUUGCACCGUAUAGAGAAAGAUGUACAGAGGUGUGACCGUAACUAUUGGUAUUUUACACCCACCAACCUGGAGAAGCUUCGUAAUGUCAUGUGCAGCUAUGUGUGGCAGCACAUUGAGAUCGGCUAUGUGCAAGGGAUGUGUGACCUUCUGGCUCCUCUCUUGGUAAUACUUGAUGAUGAGGCCCUGGCAUUCAGCUGCUUCACUGAGCUUAUGAAAAGAAUGAACCAGAACUUCCCUCACGGAGGUGCCAUGGAUACACACUUUGCCAACAUGAGAUCUCUUAUACAGAUUUUGGAUUCUGAGCUUUUUGAACUCAUGCAUCAAAAUGGUGACUAUACUCACUUCUACUUCUGUUAUCGUUGGUUCCUCUUAGACUUCAAAAGAGAACUUGUGUAUGAUGAUGUGUUCUCAGUAUGGGAAACCAUCUGGGCUGCUAAGCAAGUGUCAUCCUCUCACUUUGUCCUCUUCAUUGCCUUGGCACUGGUGGAAGUUUAUCGUGAUAUUAUCCUGGAAAAUAAUAUGGAUUUUACUGAUAUAAUAAAGUUCUUUAACGAGAUGGCAGAAAGGCACAACAUAAAGCAUAUUCAGAAGCUUGCCCGGGAUCUUGUCUAUAAGGUCCAGACGCUGAUUGAGAACAAAUAGAGGGUCUAUCGGAGGGAGAAGCACAGCCACAUCCACCAUACCUGAAAACUUCCACUGCCAUGGAGCCCUGGAAAUCAUUUUUUCAGCAAUGCAAUCAGGUCCCAACAGAAGUGAAAGGGUUAUAACAUAUCUCAAUCUCCAGAUUCUUUGCUUAAGUAAGUGCCAGAAACUGAAGCCAGUUCUAGUAGCAGAGGAAACAGCUACUACAAGAAAGGGUUUCCCGUAAUUAUCCUUAUUUAGCAUUAUUUUUUCAUUUGGCCUUGUUACUUUAUUGUAAAACCAAAGACCUCAACACAAGAUUGCUUUUUCUUGCUGAUUUCGUAUUCUGCCUGCAAAUGUUGGUGAGUGCAAGCUCACUAGUGAACCUUACGUAGAGGUAAUGAGGUGACAUCUGAUGUCAUUAAACACACUACAAGCAAGGGAUCUGCAAAGGCCAUAGAUACAAAACACACAUUAGCACAAAUAGAGCACAUGGUUUUAUUUUCCCUCACUGAUGAUUAUAGUGAUUGCCAUGGUGAGUCCCCUAUCUGCAGGGACCAGCUGCUCAUUAAUGUAUGCAAAGCCCCCAGGAGGGGCUUCUGGUUUGCCUGUCCACAGCUUUAUCAUUGCAGGGAAGAAUUAUAGGCACAAUCUAUUGGAGUUUAGCAUAGCAAAAUAUUAAUAUAUAUAUAGAAAUUAUUUAUUUUUUAUUGAAUUUAUUGUUUUACAUGUUUCUGAAUAUACAGUUUGAGAAUGAUUGCGUCAUCAAAAUUCAUCAAUUUGUUGCUGAAAUUUAAGGAGCCAGUUGCCAAUUAUUUUACACUUCUAUCACCAGCGCCCUGUAGCUAUAUGAGAUGCAGUUUGGCAGGAAAGGGGUAGUUAGGCUACAAUACAAGGGGCAGUAUCCUUCACGUUUAUGUGGAUAAGAUCAAGCCUGACCUUAUCCAUCCUUUUCCUGUUUAUACUACAACAGAACAGCAGCCGCAGUGCGGCUUCACUAGAGCAAUCCACGCAUAAGACAAUGCUUCAUUUUAAAGGUCCUAUUCAAAGUGACAAUUUUAAUGUUGCAACUCAUUUAGUUUGGUGGCCAAGAGGUAAUUGCAGGGGGAAUUUCCACUGAAAAACAUCACAGGUCAUGUAUAUCCUAUAGACACUGAAUACAUUAUAAAUAGACAUAUGUGUCCUGCGGUGCAAAAAGUAGUUCAAAUGCAUCUGCAAUGCAAUUUCCACCAGCUCUCUUCAUCCUUUCAUCAGGAGGUCAGAUCCAGGCAGAGACUUCCUGGCAUCCAUAUCCCCCUGCGUUUGCCUGUGUUGCCCCUAUACUGACUGUCUGAUUUGAGGAGAAGCAACGUGUACAAAGUCAGUAAAAGAGAGUAAUAACAUUGAUUUAAGUGAUUCUAUUUGUAUUUAAUUGUUUACAUGACAUGUUGGUAACUUUGUGUAGCAGAUGAACAGGUAUGCUUCCUCAGGCAGCAGAAUGCCAGGAUCACACUAGUGGUAAUGAAGAAGACUCCAUUUAUGUAGCAUUUAAAACAAUAUAUCCUCUGCACCAGUUUUGCUAUGGCGCAUACUGCCCACAGAAUGCAUUUGUUCUUAGCAGUGUACUGUAAUGCAUUUAACGAAGCUCAGAACAUACUAUAUUUACAAAAUGAAAUGAGUCAGUGGAAUAGUAAGAUUAAAUAGAUUAAAGCUAUGUGUAUGUGGUAAUACAGCAGACUACUCAGCGCAAUCAAAAAAACUGAAAAGAUUUUUAUGGCAGCUUCCCUUGUAUGUUUGUGAAAACAUAAGCAUUCUUCUUUCAUGUACUGUAGUAUGCUUUCAGCCAUAACACCAUGAUACACAUGUCAGCGAGUUUGUUCUUUUGUACUGUGACGUUUACCUUCCUCGGUCAUCAGAAAACCAGUUGUAGACUAUAUCUUCCAAGAGCUGCAACCCACAAAUCAGCAGAAGUUGUUCCAGGCGAGGAUUUAUGGCCAUUAACUGAUUGAUAGUAAGCCUAGCCUGGGAACAGUCUCACCAAUUUGUCUUAAAUUGUUUUCAUUUUGCUGUUCUGAAUGUGAUGUAUCCUCAAAGAGAAAACCUUAGGGGUAAUGGGACAUGUGCAGGGAGUACUGACACUCACCACUAUAUCUAUAUAGAGCCUACAAACCGAUUUGCCACAUCAGCUAACUUGUUCAGUAGCUGCAAUUACUGUUUCUUGGCUACAUCAUUCUACUGACAAUUCUGUUGAGUAUGAAAUUUGGGAUUUUGACUUCAGGGUCCUAUAAGCAAAGCAGCUUAGCGUCAUAGGUGUUAAGCAAUGUAACCAUGGCUCUAACGCUACCACAUAGUAAUCUGCAAAUUAUCCUAGGCUGUUUGGAAAAGUACAUUUGUGUCCUCAAAUAUCAGUGUUUUUAAAUAGCUUAUGACAAGGAUUAAAAGUAUUUAUUUAUUUAUUCUAUUUCCUGUACAUUUCCGUGUGUCCGUGUAAAAGUCAGUGCGUGAAUCAUUUUAUCUCCUAAGUGUUGCAGACAUAUCUUGUAAAUGUGCUCUGAGAAAUUUGUUUGUGAGAAGAGAAGAAAACACAAAGUGGUGUUAUUUUUCCAAGGAAAUCUGUGUUUUUAUGACUGGAUCACAAAACAUAUACUCAAUAUAUUGCCUUUAUCUAUGUUUAAUCAUCUGAGGUAUUUAUUUUGUUGCAUCUACAGAAACUCUGCACAACAUUUUUGCCAUUGUUUUGCCAAAACUGUAAAAAAAUCUUGAUACAUUAUGUUACACGCCAAACCUAAACACUGAGGAUUAGAGCAACUAUGCAAUAUGGUGGAAUGUUCUCUAGAGCGGGAAUAGCACGGCUCGUCUGUCACAUGAUGUCAAGGCUCUGGAGGCAUGCUGGAUUCUCAAACAUUUGUUAAAUAGGCCAUAUGGGAGCCAAUAUUUUGAUAUACAUUUUAAGUUGGCUCUAUAAUUUUCAAAGACUGUAUAAAAUAUGUAAGGUAUAAAUAAUAUGGUUGCUGCUUGUGUGAAAUGUUAUUACCACAGUUAGUCUAUUAGUGAUAUGUUUGCCUGCCAUUCAUAACACCAUGCUGUGCAGAGUGUUCUCCCAUUAUACACUCCUACAGAUGCCUCCUUUAUUUGCAUACAAUGCAUUUUUCU
Pseudophryne corroboree (corroboree frog) is the source of this 6561-nucleotide messenger RNA. RefSeq names its product small G protein signaling modulator 1 (gene SGSM1). Gene Ontology annotation, molecular function: GTPase activator activity. Gene Ontology annotation, biological process: activation of GTPase activity. Lineage: Eukaryota; Metazoa; Chordata; Amphibia; Anura; Myobatrachidae. The coding region runs from base 154 to 3450 and encodes 1098 amino acids. The transcript has 25 exons. The record is from RefSeq and is a predicted model, not a curated record.